UGUUCAGUAGUCUAGAACUGUUCUCUGUAUCAGCUGGGAUCAGUGCAUAGCUGGAUAUACGGGAUAAAGUUUUACUCCGCAUCGUGAAUAAAUCAUCAUCAUCAUCACCAUUAUCACGGUGUAGAAAGUUGACGCUGAUCACUGUGUGUACUCAGAGAAAUCAACGGCGAAAUCGAGCCGAUAUUUAACCGCUUGUAUAUAAAGCAUCGCCUGACAAGAUGUCUUGUGGCCUGACUUGCGUCGACGACUUCCUGAACCGGGCGUUUCACCGUGUUGGUUUAAUUGUCGGACGGCACCCGGGUUAUUUCGUUAUAAUCCCCGUGCUUCUGGCAUGCAUCUGCAUAACCGGAUACCAGCAGAUUCGUUACGAAAUCGACCCCGAGUAUCUCUUCUCGCCGAUCAAUGGACCCGGAAAAACUGAGCGCGUCAUCGUCGAGAACUUCUUUAAGGUGAACUACACCAGCCGAUUCAGCGUUGGCCGUAUCACUCGUCCAGGGCGAUUCGGACAUGUUAUUGUGGUACCUAAGGAUGGGGAUGACAACAUGCUUCGGGCCGUUAUUUGGAAGGAACUCCUGCUGCUCGACGGGAUAAUCAGGAAUGCGACUCUGGAAUACGAGGGAGAGACAUACUCGUACGAAAACAUAUGCGCAAGAUGGUUGGAUCAGUGUUUUAUGAAUGACAUUCUGAAUCUGCAUCACGUCAUCGACGACGUAGAGAGCCGAGAGUUGAACUUGACGUUUCCGGUAAUGUUCAAUCCUGUUACGUGGGACGCCCACGCGUUCCCUGUCUACUUUGGCGGUAGCAUCAUCAACGACGACUCGACCAUCGAGACCGUACCUUCGAUUCAACUGGCGUACUUCGUUACCGCUGACACGAAGCGCCAAGACGCCAUUGGCGCCCUUUGGGAAGAAGCGUUCCUCGAUGUUAUCGGUAAGGCGGAAGAUGACGGGAUCUUCGAGCACAUCAGCACGGCCAGAUUCGCUUCGCGAACCCUGGAACUGGAGCUGGAAGCGAACACGCGAACGGUGGUCCCGUACUUCUCCAGCACCUUCGCGAUCAUGGCCAUCUUCUCCGUGGUAACGUGCAUGAUGGCUGAUUGGGUACGGAGCAAGCCUUGGCUUGGUCUGUUGGGCAACGUGUCUGCGGCGAUGGCAACCGUCUCGGCGUUCGGUCUCUGCAUGUACCUUGGGAUCGAGUUUAUCGGGAUCAACCUCGCCGCGCCUUUCCUCAUGAUCGGAAUCGGCAUCGAUGACACUUUUGUGGUGCUGGCUGCUUGGAGAAGAUCAAACAUCCUGGCACCGGUUCCGGAGCGGAUGGCGGCCACCCUGAGCGAGGCAGCCGUUUCCAUAACGAUCACUUCGCUCACUGAUAUGAUAUCCUUUUUUAUUGGUAUCAUGUCGCCGUUUCCAUCCGUCCAAAUCUUCUGCAUCUAUUCAGGUUUCGCGGUGAUCUUCACCUUCCUCUUCCACUUGACCUUCUUUAGCGGAUGUGUCGCCAUUAGCGGUUACUGCGAGCAAAAGAAUCUCCACAGCGUCGUCUGCUGCAAGGUGCAGCCUGUUUCAAAGUCGACUCACCGUUCUUGGUUAUACCGGAUAUUGUGUACUGGAGGAGUGGACCCCGCUGACCCCGACAACCCCUUAGACAAUCCGGAACAUGGAUGCAUGGUUUGGUUCCGCGAUUGCCUUGCUGUGGCCUUGAAUAAUCGCAUUGUCAAGGCUGUCGUCAUCAUUAUCUUCGCACUCUACUUGUGUGGAGCAAUUUACGGUCUCACAACUCUGGAAGAAGGCCUGGACAGACGCAAGCUCUCUAAGGAGGAUUCAUAUUCCGUCGCCUUUUACGACAAAGAGGACUUUUACUUCCGAGAAUUUCCGUAUAGGAUUCAGGUAAUUGUAAGUGGCCAGGAGAACUACAGCGACCCUGUAAUCCAGCAGGAGUUCGAGAACCUGACCAGAGCUCUGGAAGCCUCCUCUUACAUCAGUAGCCCGAUUUAUACGGAAAGUUGGAUCCGAAGUUUCCUGAGCUACGUGACCCGUAACCAAGACUACCUUAACGUGACCAUAGACACAGAGGCUAGUUUCAUAAAGACAUUAAAGGACAUAUGGCUCUUCCCAGCAAAUCCAUUUUCGCUUGACGUAAAGUUCGACGAAACGGGAGAGAAAAUUCUGGCCAGCAGAUUCCUGAUCCAAGCUGUAAACAUAAGUGGCACAAACGAGGAAAAGGCAAUGGUCAAGGAACUGCGACGUAUCUGCAAUGAGUCUCCCCUCAACGCGAGUGUCUUUCAUCCUUACUUUGUGUUCUUCGAUCAGUUCGAGCUCGUCCGGCCUACGAGUAUUCAGUGCAUGGUAUUCGGAGCGCUGAUAAUGAUGCUGAUCUCGUUCAUCUUCAUACCUAACGCUUUGUGCUGUUUGUGGGUGGCCUUUUGCAUCGUCUCCAUAGAGCUGGGGGUCGGUGGUUACAUGGCAUUGUGGAGUGUGAACCUUGACAGUAUAUCGAUGAUAAAUCUGAUAAUGUGCAUCGGAUUCAGUGUCGACUUCACGGCCCACAUAUGCUACGCGUACAUGAGCUCGAAGAAGAAGCAUCCGGACGACCGUGUCAAGGAGUGUCUCUACAGCCUGGGCCUACCGAUAGUCCAGGGUGCCGCAUCGACGAUCCUGGGUCUGGGAGCUCUCCUCCUUGCCAACACCUACAUCUUCCUGGUCUUCUUCAAAAUGGUCUUUCUGGUGAUAUUCAUCGGCGCUAUGCACGGGCUCUUCCUCCUGCCCGUUCUCCUCUCUAUAUUCGGACCCGGAUCCUGUUCCUCCCACGAACCGGAAGGCAAGGUGGACACCCUGGAUCCUGAGGGGAAACCCCAUCGCGUCUACGUCAUUCCCCAUCCGUCUCUCCUCUAUCCACCUGGACCGAAAAAACCAUCGCAAGGCGGUAGUCCAGUGACGAGUCUUACAGCCUUAGACGACCGAGAUCCUGGCCUGGGAACCAGCGAGGACAGCAAUUCUACCGAAAGCGGUUCGUCCCAGAGCCGAAGGCGCCAACAGCAGCAGCAGCAGACGGUAGAACCCGACGCCGACGCCCAGCGUCGGUAUCUCGGAUGGCGACGGUCCGUCGGGGUUCCGAACGGCCUGACGAACCUUCAGCCGCUUCCGGCAACGCCGGCUCCGCCACCUGAUUACCCCGGAGCUACGCUGGAUCGCCCCCUCAGAGUCAGCCUCGGCGACAAUCCUCACUUCGGACGUUCGAAUCCUGGAGCAGAUUUCCCGUCCCGCCGGGAAUACAGACGUAGCAGGUCCCACUCUCACCAUAACCUCCAAUAUCCACCGACCAGGUAUCAGCCGGAUCCUCGCUACCCUUGACACCGACGCAUCGUUUGAGAUUGUAAAGAUGUCGCGUUCGUCGGUUACACCGGGGUUCGUUUGGUCUGCAGUCAAACGACGCCCCUGCUCGUAGACUUCUCCGUUUGCACCAGGUGGCAAGGCGUCGGGCUGAUCGAGUCUUCUUGAUUCUCAGAUACGUGUAAGCUUCCGCUCAAUGUGAAUCAAAAAAACUGUAUAUCAUCUUUAUGAGAUAAUUAGGUUAACGUAUCUGUCCUCUGUGCUGCGCGCGACAGAUAAUUGUCUUCAUAGAAAUCCUCUUCGCCGUGGCACGACGUUUACACACUUAUUGUGCCUUUCGUGAGGCCGUGUUUCUUUAUCAACGACAAUUAUGUCACUUCAAGAAUACUAUACAUUUGUCGUCUAAUAGUGCCUGAAAUCAGUAUCGUCCAACCGAACACUUACCUCCAAGAAUAUAUAUAUAUAUAUAUGUAUAUAUACAUGUAUAUUUAGAGAGUAAUCAAAUUGUAUUCUCGCCGCUACGACCAUAAGAUGUGGACAAGUUUUUAUAUGUAUAUUGUACGAGUUAUGUUGUUCGUUAUUUUAGGUUAUUAUAGAUUAGAUAGUAUGAUUGCGUAUUUAUGAAUGUGUAUGAUUAUUCAACGACGUGAACGUCCAAAGGGUGAUAAUAACACUUUUGGGUGUUAUACUGCCAUUUGGAAAGGAAACAAAAUGA
Diprion similis is the source of this 4041-nucleotide messenger RNA. RefSeq names its product patched domain-containing protein 3 (gene Ptr). NCBI's taxonomy places the organism in Eukaryota, Metazoa, Arthropoda, Insecta, Hymenoptera, Diprionidae. Gene Ontology annotation, cellular component: cytoplasmic vesicle membrane; plasma membrane. The transcript is spliced from 9 exons. Bases 219 to 3347 code for a protein of 1042 amino acids. The record is from RefSeq and is a predicted model, not a curated record.